This is a messenger RNA of Manis pentadactyla (Chinese pangolin), 1008 nucleotides long. It is a transcript of the gene EVA1B, whose product is annotated as eva-1 homolog B. The transcript is spliced from 3 exons. The record is from RefSeq and is a predicted model, not a curated record. NCBI's taxonomy places the organism in Eukaryota, Metazoa, Chordata, Mammalia, Pholidota, Manidae. The coding region runs from base 249 to 740 and encodes 163 amino acids.
GGCAGGCGGGGUGGGAGAGGACGGCGGCCGCGGCUCCCCGUCCCCGGAGCCUGCCUAGGGAGUGGGGGGAGGCACCCGCGUCCCUCCUCCAUCCAGCUCCCGGGACGGCGAAACCGGGCCUCUCCUGGGGACCCCACAAGGGGACGGGGCCUUUGAUUCCCAGGUUGGAGGGGGUCGGCGCCCAGGGAAAGGAUCCCAAGACAGGGCCUAGGUUGACAGGGGAGCUGCCCCACCCCCGCCAGAGCGGCAUGGAUGCCCCCCGAAGGGACAUGGAGUUGCUCAGCAACAGCCUGGCUGCCUUCGCACACAUCCGCGCUAACCCCGAGAGCUUUGGCCUCUACUUCGUGCUGGGCGUCUGCUUUGGCCUGCUGCUAACCCUGUGCCUACUAGUCAUCAGCAUCUCCUGCGCGCCCCGCCAGCGGCCCCGGGGCCCUGCCCCGCGCCGGGACCCCCGCAGCAGCACCCUGGAGCCCGACGACGACGACGAGGAGGACACGGUGACGCGGCUGGGCCCCGACGACACGCUGCCGGGUCCCGAGCAGUCCGCAGAGCCCGACGGGCCCCUGAGCGUCAACGUCUUCACGUCGGCAGAGGAGCUGGAGCGGGCACAGCGCCUAGAGGAGCGGGAACGGAUCCUGCGGGAGAUCUGGCGCACAGGGCAGCCCGACCUGCUGGGCACCGGCACUUUGGGGCCCAGCCCCACGGCCACAGGCACCCUGGGCCGCAUGCACUAUUACUGACCCGCCACCGCUUCCGCUGCAAGGCGCUCUAGGUACUGGACAUGCACGUGCGCUCACGGCUGCCCCAGGACCUUGGGACUGCCCCUGCCCACGGUGCUAUGGAGGCCCCUCCCCCACGACUCCCUCGGUGCUAUUGAGCCUGGACUCCCCCCUCUGGGAAGCAUCCUUCCUCUGUCCUGCCAGAGGCCCUGGGGGAAGGGCAGGACACAGGGGCCCCACCCUCUCUCUGGGUUAACGUUAAGAGGUAAAGUGACCAAUGACAUCUUCA